GAGAUGCGAGAGCGUUGGGCAGGAAGAAAAACCCCAACGCAUCCUGCCCUCCCCCUUGAGCAGAGCGGCCAGUCAGACCGCCACUCAACUCUCCGCCCAGCAGAUCACUCGCUCAUCCAUGGCGUCCGUCUCCUAGCUUCCGCUCCCGCCCCCAAGCAGCCGCAGCCGCAGCCGCAGCCGCAGCUGCGAGGAUUCUGAUCAGGAACUCAAUUGCUGCAAGUUCAGAUGAAUCGGCCAUCAAAUUUCAUGCCUACUCCUGAUCAGGAUGUUCUGGAUAUCAAGCCCUUGAGGACAUUGGCUCCAAUGUUCCCUGCGCCCUUGGGUGUCAAUACAUCUAACCAGUCAACCACCCCACCGUUGAUAUUCGUCACUCCUGCUGAGCAGUUUCAAGGGGGGUUUGGUGCUUGGAACAAAUCUUCUGCCCAGUCAUUUUUCGCUUUCGGCGGCAAGGAUGCUUGUGGAGGCAAGGCUCAUACUUUUGGUGAUCAGAAUGUUGAUGGUGGCAAGGCUGCCACUUUUUGUGAUCAGGAUACUGUUGGCAGUGAGAAUGCUGCAGUUGGUGAUCAGGGUUGUGCUGGAGGGCAGUCUGCUGCACAUUGGACUUCAGAUGUGAGUGCCAAUGCCAAUGGCCCCAUUGACGCCACUCCCAUUUCAGCUUACAGGGCAACACGGCCUAAUGUUAUAUCACUGGACGAUGAUGAUGACGAUGACGAGAAUUAUAUUGCUAACCAGACAUCAGCAUCUGGAAGGAAGAUUAAGAGGCCAUCCCGCCUAAGCGGAUAUAAUAUGAACGAUGGUAUGGGCAGCGAUAGCUCCAAUAGCAUGAAGACUAAACGCCCCAAGCCCUCUCACAAGAAAGCUUCUGCUAACAAUGAGCUUGCUGUGGUGCCUCCAUCUGGUGAUCCCAGGGAAAUUGUGGAGGCAGUUCUCAUGACAUUUGAGGCACUGCGGCGUAGGCAUCUUCAAAUGGAUGAGGAACAAGAGACUAGCAAACGUGCAGACCUGAAGGCUGGCGCCAUCAUGAUGGCCAGGAAUCUUAGGGCCAACACGGGGAAAAGGAUAGGGGUUGUUCCUGGCGUUGAAAUAGGGGAUAUUUUCUACUUCAGGAUGGAGCUAUGUAUUAUCGGUCUGCAUGCUCCUAGCAUGGCCGGAAUUGAUUAUAUGACUGCCAAGUUUGGUGAUGAGGAUGAUUCCAUUGCAAUAUGUAUUGUUGCUGCAGGUGGAUAUGACAACAAGGAUGAUGAUACAGAUGUUCUGGUUUACAGCGGUUCAGGAGGCAAUAGCAGGAACAACGAGGAGCGGCAUGACCAGAAGCUUGAGAGGGGCAACCUGGCUCUUGAGAGGAGCCUGUCCAGAAAAAAUUUAAUCCGGGUAGUACGGGGCUAUAAGGAUCCAGGAUGCUUGACUGGGAAGGUUUAUAUUUAUGAUGGCCUCUACAGGAUUCAUGAGUCAUGGAAGGAGAAAACAAAGAGUGGAACAUUUUGUUUCAAGUACAAGCUGCUGAGAGAGCCAGGACAACCUGAUGGGGUUGCAAUUUGGAAGAUGUCCCAGAAAUGGCUAGAGAAUCCAACAACUAGAGGCAGUGUUUUACACCCCGAUCUAUCUUCUGGUGCAGAAAAUCUCCCAGUGUUUCUUGUUAAUGACAUUGACAAUGAUGAAGGACCGCAUCAUUUCACCUAUAUUACUCAGAUCAAACACUUGAAACCACCCAGCUCUAUAAAACCUGUACAGGGUUGCACAUGUCUUAGUGUUUGUCUGCCUGGUGAUGCCAACUGCAGUUGUGCACAGCGUAAUGGAGGCAACUUACCGUAUGGCUCAUCAGGAUUGCUAGUCUGCCGCAAGCCUAUGGUUUAUGAAUGUGGUGAAUCCUGUCGGUGUUCAUUCAACUGCCGUAACAAGGUGACCCAAAAAGGAGUUAGGAUCCACUUUGAGGUCUUUAAGACCGGAAAUCGAGGCUGGGGUCUUCGUUCAUGGGACCCCAUACGAGCUGGUUCAUUUUUAUGCGAGUAUGUUGGUGAGGCUAUUGAUGAUGCUAAAUGUGAUUUGAAUAGUCAUGAGGAUGAUUAUAUGUUUCAAACAUUGUGUCCUGGUGAGAAGACUUUAAAAUGGAAUUACGGACCUGAAUUGAUAGGGGAGCAAAGCACAAAUAUUUCAGCUGAUACCUUUGAGCCUCUGCCUCUUAAGAUAAGUGCAAAAAAAAUGGGAAACGUCUCGCGUUUCAUGAACCAUAGUUGUGCUCCUAAUGUCUUCUGGCAACCAGUUCAGUUUGACCAUGAAGAUGAUCAUCGCCCGCAUAUCAUGUUCUUUGCAUUGAAGCACAUUCCUCCCAUGACAGAGUUGACUUAUGACUAUGGUGAUAUUGGAACUGAUUCUAGUGGUGUUCCUAGAGCUAAGAACUGCCUUUGUGGAUCCUCGAACUGCCGGGGGUUCUUUAUCUGACUACAGAAGAUGUGCAUUCUAUCUACCAACAUUACCAUCAGUUAGAUCUUUUUGGGCGUUACAGAAGUAAAAGCAGGACCGGUUCAAACGGCUUACGCCAAGACUGCCAUUGUGGAAUCAUUAAUUUAACUAAUGUUCUGCUUUUAUAAAUACCCAUUCCCGCACAACUGUUCCUUUUGUGGGGAAGAACGUAGGUCUUGCAGUUGCAGGAUCAAUUUUGUAUAGUUUCUAGUAGUGCGCUAACCAUGUGGACACUUCAGUCUUGCGGCCGUUCAAAGAAUAAGUGAUCCCUUGGCGGUCAAUUAUGUGAAUUCAAGUAUGCAAGAUAUUCGGAAUUACUGCUGGUAUGCUGACAUAUGGUUUAAUGGUUAUUUGAACUCGCUCA
Molecule: messenger RNA, 2824 nt
Organism: Setaria italica (foxtail millet)
Lineage: Eukaryota; Viridiplantae; Streptophyta; Magnoliopsida; Poales; Poaceae
Product: histone-lysine N-methyltransferase, H3 lysine-9 specific SUVH1
Exons: 3
Coding region: 226-2439 (737 amino acids)
Cellular component (GO): nucleus
Molecular function (GO): histone methyltransferase activity; protein binding; zinc ion binding
Source: RefSeq, a predicted model, not a curated record